UUGAAUGAGCCCGCCGAGCCGCGGCCGCCGACCCGAGCCGCGCGGGCCCCGAGCCGCCGCCGCCGCCGCUGCCAUGGCCACGCCGCUGUCCGGCCGCGCGGGCGGGCCCGCCACGCCGCUGUCGCCCACGCGCCUGUCGCGGCUGCAGGAGAAGGAGGAGCUGCGCGAGCUCAACGACCGCCUGGCGCACUACAUCGACCGCGUCCGCGCGCUCGAGCUCGAGAACGACCGGCUGCUGCUCAAGAUCUCCGAGAAGGAGGAGGUGACCACGCGCGAGGUGAGCGGCAUCAAGACGCUGUACGAGUCGGAGCUGGCGGACGCCCGCAGAGUGCUGGACGAGACGGCCCGGGAGCGGGCGCAGCUGCAGAUCGAGAUAGGGAAGCUGCACGCCGAGCUGGAGGAGGCCAGCAAAAGCUCCAAGAAGAGGGAGGGCGAGCUUGUGGUGGCCCAGGCCCGCGUGAAAGACCUGGAGUCCCUGUUCCAGCGGAGUGAGGCAGAGCUGGGCGCUGCCCUCAGCGACAAGCGCAGCCUCGAGGGCGACGUGGCUGAGCUCCGGGCCCAGCUGGCCAAGGCGGAGGACGGUCACGCAGUGGCCAAGAAGCAGCUGGAGAAGGAGACGCUGAUGCGCGUGGACCUGGAGAACCGCUGCCAGAGCCUGCAGGAGGAGCUGGACUUCCGGAAGAACGUCUUUGAGGAGGAGGUGCGGGAGACGCGGCGGCGGCACGAGCGGCGCCUGGUGGAGGUGGACAGCAGCCGGCAGCAGGAGUACGACUUCAAGAUGGCACAGGCGCUGGAGGAGUUGCGCGCCCAGCACGACGAGCAAGUGCGGCUCUACAAGCUGGAGCUGGAGCAGACCUACCAGGCCAAGCUGGACAACGCCAAGCUGCUCUCUGACCAGAACGACAAGGCUGCCAGCGCCGCCCGGGAGGAGCUGAAGGAGGCCCUCAUGCGGGUCGAGUCCCUCAGCUACCAGCUCUCCGGCCUCCAGAAGCAGGCGAGUGCCGCCGAGGACCGGAUCCGCGAGCUGGAGGAGACCAUGGCUGGGGAGCGGGACAAGUUCCGGAAGAUGCUGGACGCCAAGGAGCGCGAGAUGACGGAGAUGCGGGACGUGAUGCAGCAGCAGCUGGCCGAGUACCAGGAGCUGCUGGACGUCAAGCUGGCCCUGGACAUGGAGAUCAGCGCCUACCGCAAGCUCCUGGAGGGCGAGGAGGAGAGGCUGAAGCUGUCCCCCAGCCCGUCGUCGCGGGUCACCAUCUCACGGGCUGCGUCGAGCGGCAGCGGCAGCAGCGUGUCCACGGCCGGGCGCUCGGGCCGCAGCAAGCGGAAGCGGCUGGAGGCGGAGGAGGCGCUGGGCUCGGCCUCGAGCGGCAUCGGCCCUGGCAUCGGCGUCGGCAGCGGCAGCUUCCACCUGGCCCAGCAGGCCUCGGCCUCGGGCAGCGUCAGCAUCGAGGAGAUCGACCUGGAGGGCAAGUUUGUGAGGCUGAAGAACAGCUCGGACAAGGACCAGUCUCUGGGGAACUGGAGGAUCAAGCGGCAGAUCAUAGAAGGGGAGGAGAUUGCCUACAAGUUCACGCCCAAGUAUGUGCUGCGGGCCGGCCAGACGGUCACGGUCUGGGCAGCUGGUGCGGGGGUGGCCCACAGCCCCCCCUCGACGCUCGUCUGGAAAAGCCAGAGCAGCUGGGGCACAGGCGAGAGCUUGCGGGCUGUGCUGGUCAACGCCGAUGGGGAGGAAGUGGCCAUGAGAACCGUGAAGCAGUCCUCGGUGGUGCGGGAGGCCGAGAACGGAGAGGAGGGAGACGAGGACGGAGCCGAGUUCGGCGAGGAGGACCUUUUCCAUCAGCAGGGGGACCCGAGGACCACCUCCCGAGGCUGCCGCGUGAUGUGAACGAACACGCCUCAUCCCACACCUUUCUUUACCCAGAGCCACUGAAAACUAUUUUUAUACCAUUGGCGCUCUUUAGUCCUUGAUACAUUUCUAGAGAAUUUUUAAGCAAACUGCCAGGCCGUCGGGGUGGGUCUCUGUCGAUCUUUCCUGUGGGUUGGUUCCUCGGACCCUCCGCUCAUCAUCACUGUUCAGGAGAGUUUUUCUGGUGCCCCGUUUCACCAUUUGGUUGAAUUCCAGGCCCAGGAACCACAUGGUUAGCAGAGUGGGCUUGGCGGCUGGAGGGUUGGGCUGACCUCUGGGGGCUGCCCACUGCCCCUGCCUCCACCACAGACCCCCCGGGGCUGGGGCGGGGAGGAGCUGCCCCUGGGGCCCUGAGGUGAUGGAGAGCGGUGCUGCAUAGGAAUUCAAUAGUAGUGGUUUGUUUUGUUUUUGUGUGAGGAAGAUCAGCCCUGAGCUAACAUCUGCCAAUCAUCCUCUUUUUGCUGAGGGAGACUGGCCCUGGGCUGACAUCCGUGCCCAUCUUCCUCCACUUUAUAUGGGACGCCGCCACAGCAUGGCUUGACAAGCGGUGCUUCGGUGCGCGCCUGGGAUCCGAACCGGCGAACCCUGGGCCGCCACAGCGGAUCGUGCGCACUUAACCGCCUGCGCCACCCGGCCGGCCCCAGUAGUGGUUUGUUUUAUUAAGCUUUUUUAAAACCAAAUUCAGAAUCCAGGUUCCGACCUGGUGGGGGGCAGGGGCGUACCCCCCUCGAGUUCUGGUGGCUCAACCAACCGGAAACGAGGUAUUGGAGCGCUGAGGAAUGGUGCGUUUGACCUCGACCCGGCCCUCCGGGGUGGGGGCAGUUCCCGCUGUGGCGGUGGGCAGCAGCGAGGUUUCUGCCCUCUUGGAUCGGGGUGCUCUGGGCUGGGCCGCCUCCUGCCGUUUCUGGCUGCCUGACCCUUGCGUUUCUGGAGCUUUCUGUAGGUGAGGUCCUCACCCUGCGGGACCAGCGGGGCAGGAGAGAAGGAAGCCUAGGGGACGGGGACAGUUCCGUUCUAAGACUUGUCGCCAGGUAAAUGGUGAGGGGACAAGUUUGAUAACCUCAGAAGCAAGCGCCUCGGGGUUCAGAACCAUGUCCACGUGUGCCAACCACUUCCCGCCCUCCUGGCAGGAGGAAGGUGACUUCACGGCAAGUCCCUGGGCCCCUCCCUGUUUCCCCACCCUGCCGUGUGCACGGGGCUGAGACUGGCCCCCGUUUCCCACGUAGAUCCUCACGCGUUUGUUGACAGCCUAGCUUCUGUCUAACCUUGCUGAUGUGCUGGCCCUGGGACACGCCCGUUGCCUCCUGCGGGCCGGCUCCACACCACGCAGCCGCCCUGGCCGCCGGCCACCCCUCCUGCGUUAGCCUCCCGUGUCCACCCUCCUGCUUAGAUACACAGAAGUUAUUUUUUUAAUGGAUAUUUAUUUUUUUACAUUGGUCAGUACUCAGAUUGCCAGGAUCCCGCUCCAGGGGCUCAUGCCAGGGUCACCAGGACAGUGCCCCGGGGUGGGCUGGCAUCCAGGGGCCUGUCUCAGUGAGCUGAGCCCCCAGAGGGCAGACUCCUUCAGAAAGUGCAGCUCAAGUCUUACAGACGCAACCCUGAGCCAUGAGGCGUGCUGCCUGGAAGGCGACGUGUACAGCGCAGCCGCACUGGCCCCUCGUGGGUCACGCUAGCCCUGGGCAGCACACUCGCCCCACCUGUACGUGUCUGGCUUUGCUUGGGAAUUCCUAAUGGCGAGGAGGGUUGGAGGCCGGGAAAGUGCCAGUGGCUGACAACACAAACACUGCUGCUGCUGCUGUAUCUAGAACCUGCUAGAAGCCCCUUGCUUUCAGUCCGGAUCUUUCUAUGGUCUCCAGGCCAUGGGCUGUGUUUUCUCUGUGGAGGGAAAUGUGUCACCAAAACAACUCACGGAAAGUGCAGACACCCCCCAUUUGUGGUGGCCUGCCCUGGCCAUGCACCAUCCUGCCCCGUGUGGGACCUCUCCUGGGAGUGCUUCCCAGGCCCCUGAGGCUGCAGGCUGCCUCCCCUUCCCGCCCUGGCUUAGUGGGAGCCCUGGCCUAGGGGGAGCCGUGUGGACAGUGUGUGGACGAGGCGCUGGGAGGGUGGGGCUUGCUGGCCCCCAGACACGCAGGAGUCUGCGCUGGUCUGGGCCACACUCCUCAGUGUAUUUUGGGACUCUCUGGGGAUCAAAGCUGUGUCCUGGAAUUUGGGUCUGAUUUGCUGUCUUUCCGGCUUGGUCCAGGGACAGGAAGGAAGGGAGCGGGCCCCACCCUCCCCACAGGCCCAGAUGUCCCCCUAGUGCCUAGCAGAGCCCCUAGGCUCACAGAUAGGGGCUGUUCUCCCCUUACCGCACCCCAGGUGGGCCUGGCUAAGGUCUUGGGUGGAAAUGGGAGGUGGCCUGGGCAGCCACUGGGGUGCCCUUGGCUGUGGGGAGUAGGCUACACUGGACUGCGUGUGUGGCCAGGUGGUGACUGGAGGUUGGUGAUUUGGUGGUGGUUGGUAAUCAAGUAUUUGGAAACAUGGAGCAGAAGCCAAUGUUAAAAUGUCGCUGUGGCCUGGGAAACAGUUUGCACCAGCCCUGAAACAUGCUUAGCUUUAAGCCACUUAAAAUGAUGCGGAAAUGAUUCUUUUGUCUGCGCCCCUAUCAUGUGACUCCAGGCAGCACCCUUCCUAGAGGAAAACCGGACUCCGGCUCAGCCCUGGCAAGGUGGGAGGCCUGCCUGUGGGCAUGCAGGGAUGGGGAGGCCGCCCCGGGCCUACACUAAGGGCUCUUCACCUGGACUUGCUCUCUCAGCUCCUUUGCUAACAACGAGGCCUCCGACUCGGGUGGUUGGCAGCGCACGUAGACCGGGAGUUCUAUUUAUAGUAGCACAGCCCAGACGAGACUGACAUUCCUCAAGGAGGGCAAAGCCACUCGGAAGGUCUUAAGUCCGUGCCCCCAAGGGCAUCUCGCUAGCGGAGUCGGGUCAACAGCUGCGCCGUCUGGACUUCAUUUCAGAGAUUGGUUGGUUUUUACGAUGCAUGCCAAACGUGUGGUCUUUAUUUCUCCGAUGAUUUGUAAUAUACAUUUUAUGACUGGAAACCUUUUGUACAACACUCAAUAAACAUUUUGGUUUUAA
Messenger RNA from Diceros bicornis minor, 5025 nucleotides. It is a transcript of the gene LMNB2, whose product is annotated as lamin B2. The record is from RefSeq and is a predicted model, not a curated record. The transcript is spliced from 12 exons. Bases 5 to 1885 code for a protein of 626 amino acids. NCBI's taxonomy places the organism in Eukaryota, Metazoa, Chordata, Mammalia, Perissodactyla, Rhinocerotidae.